This is a messenger RNA of Phalaenopsis equestris, 1134 nucleotides long. Its product is annotated as 40S ribosomal protein S3-3-like. Gene Ontology annotation, cellular component: nucleus; cytosolic small ribosomal subunit. The record is from RefSeq and is a predicted model, not a curated record. The transcript is spliced from 6 exons. Gene Ontology annotation, molecular function: structural constituent of ribosome; RNA binding. Gene Ontology annotation, biological process: translation. Lineage: Eukaryota; Viridiplantae; Streptophyta; Magnoliopsida; Asparagales; Orchidaceae. The coding region runs from base 187 to 906 and encodes 239 amino acids.
AUAGAAAAUUCGUCCCAGAGAACGAAUCUGGAAAUCUUCUGCCGUUCGAUCUUGUUCCUCGGAAGUAUGUACAUAAUAAGGAUAACGAUUCAGACGGUUCUUUAGGGUUUGGUCACAGGGAAACCGAACAGCGGAAGCAGCGGGCGCGGCUAUUGCCCCCGUUUGUCAUCUCUUAAUCGUCCAGCCAUGGCAACCCAAAUGAGCAAGAAGCGAAAGUUUGUGGCCGAUGGAGUAUUCUUCGCAGAACUAAACGAGGUUUUGACCCGUGAGCUUGCGGAGGAUGGGUACUCCGGUGUGGAGGUUUGGGUUACUCCUAUGAGGACUGAGAUCAUCAUUAGGGCUACCCGGACCCAGAGCGUUCUUGGUGAGAAGGGGAGGAGGAUUAGGGAGCUGACGUCCAUCGUGCAGAAAAGAUUUAAGUUUCCGGAGAACAGCGUUGAACUUUAUGCUGAGAAAGUUAAUAAUCGGGGUCUCUGUGCUAUUGCCCAGGCCGAGUCGCUUCGAUACAAGCUCCUUGGAGGGCUUGCUGUUCGCAGGGCUUGUUAUGGUGUCUUGAGGUUUAUUAUGGAGAGUGGUGCCAAGGGAUGUGAAGUUAUCGUGAGUGGAAAACUUAGGGCACAACGUGCAAAAUCCAUGAAAUUCAAGGAUGGUUAUAUGAUUUCUUCUGGCCAGCCUGUGAAUGAAUACAUUGAUUCUGCUGUGAGACAUGUUCUUUUACGACAGGGAGUGCUUGGCAUCAAGGUGAAGAUUAUGCUUGAUUGGGAUCCCAAGGGCAAGCAGGGACCGCCUACUCCUCUACCUGAUCUCGUCACAAUUCAUCCACCUAAGGAGGAAGAAGAGUAUGGAAGACCAUCUUUGCUAAUUCCUGCAGAAGUUGAAGUUCCUCCAGCUAUUGCAGCUCAAUAAAUACCAUUAUGUGUGUUAGGCUUGAGGAUUGAGUCCUCCCCUAGAUAAAUUUUUUUUAAUAUAUAUAUAUAGACUGUUUAAAGCAAGCAUCUACUGUUCUCGUCGCCUGUGAAAUUUGCUUGUUUACGUGUAUUUGUAUGAGUUGAAGUGGUCUUCUUGACUACAUCCGUCUUUAUAUACCAGAUACCAUUCUGGCUUUUAUCAGGCAUAUUUUUUUUGGAAGAUUUA